CCCACUACCCAGCCUCAAUUUUGUAUUUGGAAAGCCCAAAGCACGCAGCUCAAAGGCUCUGCGAGUCUCGGUUUUCUGUUGCCUUCUCUCUGUCUCAGAGGACUCCAUCUAUAGAACCACUCUAUGCCUUCAAGAAAGGUAUUUUAAACACUGGGACACAUUUCGAUAAUUUCAAUGUCCUUGGCUCCCUUCUCAGGAUGAUCCUGGCCUAUCUCUGACUCUCUUCUCCUCCACCAGACCUCUUGAUUCCAUUUUGAAAGAAAACUGAAAAUGCACUCUUCGCAGCAACUAAUAUGUAAUGCUGCUUCUGUAUCUUAAAAACUGUUUGGGGCAGCAAGAGACAUGGCUCAGUGGGUGUUUUCGAUGUGGACACGGAAGAGACAAAUUUUGAUCUUUUUAAAUAUGCUCUUAGUUUCUAGAGUCUUUGGGUUUCGAUGGUUUCCUAAAACUCUACCUUGUGAAGUUAAAGUAAAUAUCCCAGAGGCCCAUGUGAUCGUGGACUGCACAGACAAGCAUUUGACAGAAAUCCCUGAGGGCAUUCCCACUAACACCACCAAUCUUACCCUUACCAUCAACCACAUACCAAGCAUCUCUCCAGAUUCCUUCCGUAGGCUGAACCAUCUGGAAGAAAUCGAUUUAAGAUGCAAUUGUGUACCUGUUCUACUGGGGUCCAAAGCCAAUGUGUGUACCAAGAGGCUGCAGAUUAGACCUGGAAGCUUUAGUGGACUCUCUGACUUAAAAGCCCUUUACCUGGAUGGAAACCAACUUCUGGAGAUACCACAGGAUCUGCCAUCCAGCUUACAUCUUCUGAGCCUUGAGGCUAACAACAUCUUCUCCAUCACGAAGGAGAAUCUAACAGAACUGGUCAACAUUGAAACACUCUACCUGGGUCAAAACUGUUAUUAUCGAAAUCCUUGCAAUGUUUCCUAUUCUAUUGAAAAAGAUGCUUUCCUAGUUAUGAGAAAUUUGAAGGUUCUCUCACUAAAAGAUAACAAUGUCACAGCUGUCCCCACCACUUUGCCACCUAAUUUACUAGAGCUCUAUCUUUAUAACAAUAUCAUUAAGAAAAUCCAAGAAAAUGAUUUUAAUAACCUCAAUGAGUUGCAAGUUCUUGACCUAAGUGGAAAUUGCCCUCGAUGUUAUAAUGUCCCAUAUCCGUGUACACCGUGUGAAAAUAAUUCCCCCUUACAGAUCCAUGACAAUGCUUUCAAUUCAUUGACAGAAUUAAAAGUUUUACGUUUACACAGUAAUUCUCUUCAGCAUGUGCCCCCAACAUGGUUUAAAAACAUGAGAAACCUCCAGGAACUAGACCUCUCCCAAAACUACUUGGCCAGAGAAAUUGAGGAGGCCAAAUUUUUGCAUUUUCUUCCCAACCUUGUUGAGUUGGAUUUUUCUUUCAAUUAUGAGCUGCAGGUCUACCAUGCAUCUAUAACUUUACCACAUUCACUCUCUUCAUUGGAAAACUUGAAAAUUCUGCGUGUCAAGGGGUAUGUCUUUAAAGAGCUGAAAAACUCCAGUCUUUCUGUAUUGCACAAGCUUCCCAGGCUGGAAGUUCUUGACCUUGGCACUAACUUCAUAAAAAUUGCUGACCUCAACAUAUUCAAACAUUUUGAAAACCUCAAACUCAUAGACCUUUCAGUGAAUAAGAUAUCUCCUUCAGAAGAGUCAAGAGAAGUUGGCUUUUGUCCUAAUGCUCAAACUUCUGUAGACCGUCAUGGGCCCCAGGUCCUUGAGGCCUUACACUAUUUCCGAUACGAUGAAUAUGCACGGAGCUGCAGGUUCAAAAACAAAGAGCCACCUUCUUUCUUGCCUUUGAAUGCAGACUGCCACAUAUAUGGGCAGACCUUAGACUUAAGUAGAAAUAACAUAUUUUUUAUUAAACCUUCUGAUUUUCAGCAUCUUUCAUUCCUCAAAUGCCUCAACUUAUCAGGAAACACCAUUGGCCAAACUCUUAAUGGCAGUGAACUCUGGCCGUUGAGAGAGUUGCGGUACUUAGACUUCUCCAACAACCGGCUUGAUUUACUCUACUCAACAGCCUUUGAAGAGCUCCAGAGUCUUGAAGUUCUGGAUCUAAGUAGUAACAGCCACUAUUUUCAAGCAGAAGGAAUUACUCACAUGCUAAACUUUACCAAGAAAUUACGGCUUCUGGACAAACUCAUGAUGAAUGAUAAUGACAUCUCUACUUCGGCCAGCAGGACCAUGGAAAGUGACUCUCUUCGAAUUCUGGAGUUCAGAGGCAACCAUUUAGAUGUUCUAUGGAGAGCCGGUGAUAACAGAUACUUGGACUUCUUCAAGAAUUUGUUCAAUUUAGAGGUAUUAGAUAUCUCCAGAAAUUCCCUGAAUUCCUUGCCUCCUGAGGUUUUUGAGGGUAUGCCGCCAAAUCUAAAGAAUCUCUCCUUGGCCAAAAAUGGGCUCAAAUCUUUCUUUUGGGACAGACUCCAGUUACUGAAGCAUUUGGAAAUUUUGGACCUCAGCCAUAACCAGCUGACAAAAGUACCUGAGAGAUUGGCCAACUGUUCCAAAAGUCUCACAACACUGAUUCUUAAGCAUAAUCAAAUCAGGCAAUUGACAAAAUAUUUUCUAGAAGAUGCUUUGCAAUUGCGCUAUCUAGACAUCAGUUCAAAUAAAAUCCAGGUCAUUCAGAAGACUAGCUUCCCAGAAAAUGUCCUCAACAAUCUGGAGAUGUUGGUUUUACAUCACAAUCGCUUUCUUUGCAACUGUGAUGCUGUGUGGUUUGUCUGGUGGGUUAACCAUACAGAUGUUACUAUUCCAUACCUGGCCACUGAUGUGACUUGUGUAGGUCCAGGAGCACACAAAGGUCAAAGUGUCAUAUCCCUUGAUCUGUAUACGUGUGAGUUAGAUCUCACAAACCUGAUUCUGUUCUCAGUUUCCAUAUCAUCAGUCCUCUUUCUUAUGGUAGUUAUGACAACAAGUCACCUCUUUUUCUGGGAUAUGUGGUACAUUUAUUAUUUUUGGAAAGCAAAGAUAAAGGGGUAUCAGCAUCUGCAAUCCAUGGAGUCUUGUUAUGAUGCUUUUAUUGUGUAUGACACUAAAAACUCAGCUGUGACAGAAUGGGUUUUGCAGGAGCUGGUGGCAAAAUUGGAAGAUCCAAGAGAAAAACACUUCAAUUUGUGUCUAGAAGAAAGAGACUGGCUACCAGGACAGCCAGUUCUAGAAAACCUUUCCCAGAGCAUACAGCUCAGCAAAAAGACAGUGUUUGUGAUGACACAGAAAUAUGCUAAGACUGAGAGUUUUAAGAUGGCAUUUUAUUUGUCUCAUCAGAGGCUCCUGGAUGAAAAAGUGGAUGUGAUUAUCUUGAUAUUCUUGGAAAAGCCUCUUCAGAAGUCUAAGUUUCUUCAGCUCAGGAAGAGACUCUGCAGGAGCUCUGUCCUUGAGUGGCCUGCAAAUCCACAGGCUCACCCAUACUUCUGGCAGUGCCUGAAAAAUGCCCUGACCACAGACAAUCAUGUGGCUUAUAGUCAAAUGUUCAAGGAAACAGUCUAGCUCUCUGAAGAAUGUCACCACCUAGGACAUGCCUUGGUACCUGAAGUUUUCAUAAAGGUUUCCAUAAAUGAAGGUCUGAAUUUUUCCUAACAGUUGUCAUGGCUCAGAUUGGUGGGAAAUCAUCAAUAUAUGGCUAAGAAAUUAAGAAGGGGAGACUGAUAGAAGAUAAUUUCUUUCUUCAUGUGCCAUGCUCAGUUAAAUAUUUCCCCUAGCUCAAAUCUGAAAAACUGUGCCUAGGAGACAACACAAGGCUUUGAUUUAUCUGCAUACAAUUGAUAAGAGCCACACAUCUGCCCUGAAGAAGUACUAGUAGUUUUAGUAGUAGGGUAAAAAUUACACAAGCUUUCUCUCUCUCUGAUACUGAACUGUACCAGAGUUCAAUGAAAUAAAAGCCCAGAGAACUUCUCAGUAAAUUGUUUCAUUAUCAUGUAGUAUCCACCAUGCAAUAUGCCACAAAAGCAGCUACUGGUACAGGACAGUUGGUAGCUGCUUCAGUGCCUCUUAUCAUUUUCUUGGGGCCCAUUGAUGGGUUCUCUUGGAAAAUAGGGAAGUUUUUUUUUGUCAUUCAUGAACAUGGUCAACUUAAAAAUGGGGAAAAUGGAAAUAUUUUCCCCUCAAGCAAAGUGAUGUUCUUUGCAUUUGAUGAUAAUUUACCUGCUGAAAUAUUCUUUUUUUUAAUUAGGUAUUUUCCUCGUUUACAUUUUCAAUGCUAUCCCAAAGGUCCCCUAUACCCACCCCCCCAAUCCCCUACCCACCCACUCCCCCUUUUUGGCCCUGGCGUUCCCCUGUACUGGGGCAUAUAAAGUUUGCAAGUCCAAUGGGCCUCUCUUUGCAGUGAUGGCCGACUAGGCCAUCUUUUGAUACAUAUGCAGCUAGAGACAAGAGCUCCGGGGUACUGGUUAGUUCAUAUUGUUGUUCCACCUAUAGGGUUGCAGUUCCCUUUAGCUCCUUGGGUAAUUUCUCUAGCUCCUCCAUUGGGGGCCGUGUGACCCAUCCAAUAGCUGACUGUGAUUGAUCAUCCACUUCUGUGUUUGCUAGGCCCCAGCAUAGUCUCACAAGAGAGAGCUAUAUCUGGGUCCUUUCAGCAAAAUCUUGCUAGUGUAUGCAAUGGUGUCAGCAUUUGGAAGCUGAUUAUAGGAUGGAUCCCUGCAUAUGGCAAUCACUAGAUGGUCCAUCUUUUCGUCACACCUCCAAAUUUUGUCUCUGUAACUCCUUCCAUGGGUGUUUUGUUCCCAUUUCUAAGAAAGGGUAAAGUGUCCACACUUUGGUCUUCGUUCUUCUUGAAUUUCAUGCGUUUGGCAAGUUGUAAAAAAGCCUCGAAGAUAUGGGUACAGGGAAAAAAUUCCUGCUGAAAUAUUCUAUGUGCAUGGCCAGAAUACUGUUUCCAAAGUAAAAUGAUCUUUAAAAUAACUUCAUUAAUUGAUGUUAGUUUAUGAACUAGUACCAAUAUUUUUCAGUAUCUAUAACUAUCAUGCAUCAAUAUCAAGUGGUUUUCAUAGUAAGCCCAAAAGGGGGUGGAAAGAAUAUGUAUUUAGUGUUAUCAGGGAAUAGGAAAAUAGAUGGAUGGUAAUUGUAUAUGUUUACCUCAGUUUGAAAAGAUGGGAGAAGAGUUGAAAGAGCUUAACAUUGGGAGAUCAUCUGAUUUUGUUUAUUUGGUUUGGGGUUUUUUUUGUUGUUGUUGUUGUUUGUUUUAUGUGUCUGUGUGUGUGUGUGUGUGUGUGUGUGUGUGUGUCCAGAAGACAUUAUCAGGAAUGAUAUACACUUCCUUUAAGACAACUCCUAUUGACCUGGAAAUCAACAAUUAAGCUGGACUAGCUGACUGGCAAUCCCAGGGAUAUGCCUGUCUCUGCUUCUUUGGAGUUUUGAGUAUCUGCCACUAGAUCUGGCAUUUUUACAUAGGUUAUGAAAAUCCAACUCUUGCAAAUAAAGUGCUUUACUGACUAACCAUUCCUCCAA
Molecule: messenger RNA, 5460 nt
Organism: Mus musculus (house mouse)
Lineage: Eukaryota; Metazoa; Chordata; Mammalia; Rodentia; Muridae
Gene: Tlr7
Product: toll-like receptor 7
Exons: 4
Coding region: 343-3504 (1053 amino acids)
Biological process (GO): canonical NF-kappaB signal transduction; activation of innate immune response; positive regulation of canonical NF-kappaB signal transduction
Cellular component (GO): plasma membrane; phagocytic vesicle; signaling receptor complex
Molecular function (GO): double-stranded RNA binding; single-stranded RNA binding; pattern recognition receptor activity
Source: RefSeq, a predicted model, not a curated record